UCGCGUCCUGCCACCUCCCUCGAGGCGCGCAAAACCGACCCCCGUGGGGAUGGCCGCCAGGGUCCGGACAGCGUCCAUCUGGGUCCCACCUCUCCAGGAACAAGAUGGUUCAUGUGAUAGGAUCAGAAAGCUACAAGGUCAGGAAUCCAUCUUGGGCCAAGGGAUCCUUGAUGUGAGACCUCUUCUUAAAGCAUCUGGGCAAAGGCAGAAGAGUCACAGGACAGAGAAAGUCCUAGAGUGGCUGUUUAUUUCCCCAGAGCAUCCGAAAAUCACCAAGUCCUGGGGUUCAUUGUCAUUCAUGGAUGUGUUUGUUGAUUUUACCUGGGAGGAGUGGCAGCUGCUAGACCCAACUCAGAAGCACCUGUACAGGAGUGUGAUGCUGGAGAACUAUAGUAACCUGGUGUCCCUGGGUUAUCAGCACACCAAACCUGAUGUCAUCUUCAAGUUAGAACAAGAAGAGCUGUGUGUGGUACAGUCCAAAACUCCAAGUCAGGGCCAUCCUGACAAAGUGUGGAAAACCAAUGACCAUAUGGAAUGGCAUCAAGAAAAUCAAGGGAAGCUGGGAAGUACAGCAAAAAACUAUGAAUGCACUGCAUUUGGAAAACUGUGUCUUCUUAGUACAAAUUAUGUUUCUUUAAGACAGAAACCUCAUAGAUGUGACGUGUAUGGAAAGAGUUUGAAAUAUAAUACAGGCUUCACCAGUAGUUAUGAUGGGAAGAAUCCUAAUGGACUUUGUGUAUGCAAGAAAUCAUUUCUUCAUUCUAAACACAAGCAAACUGUUGUUGGAAUAAAAUACUGUGAAAGUAAUGAAUCUGUAAAAACUGUUAAUGGGAAGACACAACUUAUGUGCCAACAAAUGUAUAUGGGAGAAAACCCCUUGGGAUACAGUUACUGUGAGAAAGCUCUCAACAGCAAGUCAUUCCUUGUAGUGCAUCGGCAAACUCAUGCACAAGAGAAAAACUAUGAAUGUAAUGAAUAUGGGAAAGACUUCAGCAGUAAAUCAUACCUUAUGGUACAUCAGAGAAUUAAUAUAGGAGAGAAAUUACUUGAAUGCAGUGAGUGUGGGAAAACAUUUAGUUUCAGUUCACACCUUGGUAUACAUCAGAAAAUUCACACAGAUGAGAAUCCCUUUGAAUGCUGUGAAUGUGGGAAAGUCUUCAGUAGAAAAGAUCAGCUUGUUUCACACCAGAGAACUCAUUUAGGACAGAAACCCUAUGCAUGUAAUGAAUGUGGGAAGGCUUUUGGUUUAAAGUCGCAGCUCAUUAUACAUGAAAGAAUUCAUACAGGAGAGAAACCAUAUGAAUGCAGUGAAUGUCGGAAGGCCUUUAAUACAAAGUCAAACCUUUUGGUACAUCAAAGAACGCAUACAGGGGAAAAACCCUAUGGUUGUAGCGAAUGUGGUAAAGCUUUUACUUUCAAGUCACAGCUCAUUGUACAUGAGGGGAGUCACACUGGAAUAAAACCCUAUGGGUGCAUUCAGUGUGGGAAAGCUUUCAGUUUGAAGUCACAGCUCAUUGUACAUCAGAGAAGUCACAUGGGAGUAAAACCAUAUAUAUGCAGUGAAUGUGGCAAAGCCUUUAGGAGCAAAUCAUACCUCAUUAUCCAUACGAGGACUCAUACAGGAGAGAAGCUUCAUGAAUGCAACGAUUGUGGGAAAGCCUUCAGUUUUAAUUCACAACUUAUUAUACAUCAGAGAAUUCACACAGGAGAAAGCCCUUAUGAGUGCCAUGAGUGUGGGAAAGCCUUCAGUCGGAAAUACCAGCUCAUUUCACACCAGAGAACUCAUGCAGGGGAGAAACCCUAUGAAUGUAGUGACUGUGGAAAAGCUUUUGGUUUAAAGUCACAGCUUAUUAUACACCAGAGAACUCAUACAGGAGAGAAACCAUUUGAGUGUAGUGAGUGUCAGAAAGCCUUUAAUACGAAGUCAAACCUUAUUGUACAUCAGAGAACUCAUACAGGAGAGAAACCCUAUAGUUGUAGUGAAUGUGGAAAAGCCUUUACAUUCAAGUCACAACUUAUUGUCCAUCAGGGAGUCCACACUGGAGUAAAACCUUAUGGAUGCAGUCAGUGUGAAAAAGCCUUUAGUUUGAAGUCACAGCUCAUUGUACAUCAGAAAAGUCACACAGGUGUGAAACCAUAUGGAUGCAGCGAGUGUGGGAAAGCCUUCAGAAGCAAAUCAUAUCUCGUUAUACAUAUGAGAACUCAUACAGGCGAGAAGCCACAUGAAUGCGGUGAAUGUGGGAAAUCCUUUAGUUUCAACUCACAACUUACUGUGCAUCAGAGAAUUCACACAGGGGAAAAUCCCUAUGAAUGCAGCAAAUGUGGGAAAGCGUUUAAUAGGAAAGACCAGCUUAUUUCGCAUCAGCGAACUCAUGCAGGGGAAAAACCUUAUGGGUGCAGUGAAUGUGGAAAAGCUUUUAGCAGCAAGUCAUACCUCAUUAUACACAUGAAAACUCAUUCAGGAGAGAAACCUUAUGAAUGUAUUGAAUGUGGAAAAGCCUUCAUUUGGAAGUCUCUGCUCAUUGUACAUGAACGAACUCAUGUAGGGGAAAACCCUUAUAAAUGCAGUCAGUGUGAGAAAUCCUUCAGUGGAAAGGUACGGCUCAUUGUACACCAGAGAAUGCACACAAGAGAGAAACCCUAUGAAUGCAGUGAAUGUGGAAAAGCCUUCAUUAGGAAUUCUCAGCUCAUUGUACAUCAGAGAACUCAUUCAGGAGAGAAACCCUAUGGAUGCAAUGAAUGUGGGAAGACCUUCUCUCAGAAAUCAAUUCUCAGUGCGCAUCAGAGAACACAUACAGGAGAGAAACCUUGUAAAUGUACUGAAUGUGGAAAAGCCUUUUGUUGGAAGUCACAGCUCAUUAUGCAUCAGAGAACUCAUGUAGAUGACAAACAUUGAUAAAUGCAUGACACUUUCUAAAGUAAAUCUUUAAGAGAUACAUACAAAAUUACAUGGGGAAGGAGAAACUGUAAAUGGAAUUACUUUGUUGUCCUCCAGAAAACUCAUACUGAUUAGAUACUUUAUGAAUGCACUGCAUAUGCAGGGACAUCAUAGAGAAUUGUUAUUUAUGUGCAGAAAGGUAUUAGAAAAUAUACAUAGGAACCAAUGAAUUUAGUAACUCAUUAACAUUUUCAGGAGCAAGUAGUACCUUCUUAGACAGUUUAUACAGGCGAGGAACUAUAUGAAUAAAAGUAAAAUUGGAAAGCCACUUUAUUAUGAACUCAUAAAGGAAACGAUAUAGCAAAUUAAUAUAGAAUAGACUCCUUUGAUAUUCAUAGUUGACAGGAUUUUAGUGAGAAAUCACACAAACAAUGAAUUGCAGAGUUACUAAAAUUAUAAGCAUUUUAGGUAUCAGAAGCUCAUACCCUGGAGAAAUAAUGCUAUAAGAGAAAAGUUUCAUCUAUAUUUACAAAACCCUAGGAAAAAAGUGUCAAUAUAGAAAUGAAGAUCUACAAACAUAUCAGAUGAUGUUCAUCCUCAGCUGAAAUGUUUAUUAUAUAUUAGAAAACUCAUUCUAAAAAUGUUAUUUUAAUUUUGAAAAAUAGUUUCUUCCAGAAAUUAUUUUAAGCAAAUUUAUGUUCCAAGUGUUCCUAACUUAUAGGAAAAGAUUGGAGAAAAUUCUCAAGUAUAAUUGAUAAUAAAAUACAAAGUUUUAUUUUAAUGUAUAAAUAAAUGUAAUAAUCAGCUUAAUAAUAAAAAAGUACAUCCUAAGACCUACAGGGAUAUUUAGAUAUCUUCCUACAUAAUAUGAACUUUGCCCAGUUUGGUAUUUUACUUGUGAAUGCCAUAUGCAAAACAAAUCAAUAUGAAAUUAUCUCCCAUGGAUUUCUACUGUGCUUACCAACAUUGUUUUAUUGAUUCUUACUAAAUUUAAGUUGUUACUAGAAUAA
Messenger RNA from Carlito syrichta (Philippine tarsier), 3888 nucleotides. RefSeq names its product zinc finger protein 268 (gene ZNF268). Gene Ontology annotation, biological process: regulation of cytokine production; regulation of immune system process; negative regulation of transcription by RNA polymerase II. The transcript has 5 exons. Bases 50 to 2896 code for a protein of 948 amino acids. Lineage: Eukaryota; Metazoa; Chordata; Mammalia; Primates; Tarsiidae. Gene Ontology annotation, molecular function: DNA-binding transcription factor activity, RNA polymerase II-specific; RNA polymerase II cis-regulatory region sequence-specific DNA binding. The record is from RefSeq and is a predicted model, not a curated record.